UUGGUUUAUUUUGAAACUAGCUCUGGUUGCAUACAAAGUAUCGAUACUUUGUUGGCGCAUCAUCACAAAAACAAUUGCUGCAAUAACAACAAUAAUCCACGUGAAAAGGACAAACUUCAGGCGAUAUUUAUAAAUUAUCUCCGCAUGUCAGCUCUAAAAAACCAGGAUUAUGACUGCACCGCCAAGUGCCGUCGUCGCCAGCACGGCAAUUGCAUUACUGCGGCGCUCACAAAACGUUCUAUUGACGAUCAACACUUGGCGGCUUUCGUUGCAAAAUCGUGUGCCAAUUUUAGCAAUAUUCAUGAUUAUCUGGGUCGCUCCGCCGUCCACAUGAGCGCAUCUGUCGCCCGCUAUAAAAUACUCGAAUGGCUCUUGAACCACGGCGCCAACGUCAACGAGCGCGACUACGAAUCGGGCAGCAGUCCGUUGCACCGGGCUCUGUAUUAUGGCUGCAUUGAUUGUGCCGUGCUAUUGUUGCGCUAUGGCGCCAGCCUGGAGCUGCUGGAUGAGGACACCCGCUGUCCGUUGCAGGCCAUUUGCAGGAAGUGUGACCUGGAUCCCAGCUCUGACUCGCAAAAUGAGACACUCGUUUGGGGCUCGAAUAAGAAUUAUAAUCUGGGCAUUGGCAAUGAACAGAAUACGAAUGCACCGCAGGCGGUGGAUUUCUUUCGCAAGUCGAAUAUUUGGAUCGAGCACGUUGCCCUGGGCGCCUAUCACAGUCUCUUCUGCGACAAGAAGGGCCACCUGUAUGCCGUGGGACAUGGCAAGGGCGGUCGGCUCGGUAUCGGUGUGGAGAACAGUCUGCCGGCACCGAAGCGCGUGAAGGUGCCACUGAAGCAAUCUGAUGAGCGCAUCAUCUGCAUCAGUGUGUCUCGGCAGCAUUCGCUGGUCCUCACCAAUCGCUCGCUCGUCUUUGCCUGCGGCGUCAACGACAAUCAGCAGCUGGGCGUACGGGAUGCGGGCGAGCAGUUGACCACUUUCAAGGAAGUGGUCUCGUUGCGCGACAAGAACGCCACUGGUCUGCUGCGGGUGAUUGCCUGCGAUCAGCACUCCAUUGCCUACAGCUCCAAAUGCAUUUAUGUGUGGGGUGCCAAUCAGGGACAGUUUGGCAUCAGCGCCAAUACCAAGACAAUUGUGUCACCCACACAGAUGAAGCUGGCGGAGCGCACACACAUCCGCUUUGUGGAGGCCAACAAUGCAGCCACCGUGGUCUAUACCGAAGAGAAGCUCAUACUGCUCUUCUACGCGGACAGGCCCCGAACCAUAAAGACGCCCAACUAUGAGGAUCUCAAGAGCAUUGCGGUGAUGGGCGGCAAUCUGAAGAACUCUGCAAAAGGCUCGGCAGCUGCUCUCAAACUAAUGAUGCUAACCGAAACAAAUGUGGUAUUUCUCUGGUACGAGAAUACACAGCAGUUCUACAGAUGCAACUUUGCGCCCAUACGCAUGCCGGAGAUCAAGCGCAUCCUCUACAAAUGCAACCAGGUGCUGGUGCUCUCCAUGGAUGGCUGCGUCUAUCGCGGCAAGUGCAAUCAGCUGGCGUUGCCAGCUGGAGGUGCGCAGGAUAAGCCCAAGGCCAACGUGGACAUCUGGCAGAAUAACGAUCAAAAUCGCACCGAAAUCUCGCGAGAGCAUUACGUACGCAUCGAUCUGCAGCGUGUGCCCAAUAUUGAUCGAGCCGUGGACAUUGUUUGCGAUGAGAGCUUCGCUUCGUUUGCCGUGCUCCAGGAGUCGCACAUGAAGUACUUUCGUAAGCCAACACUGCCGCGCAGGGAGCACAGUUUUAAGAAACUCUACCACGACACCAGCGACGCGGACGCCGUGCACGAUAUAAUCUUCCAUGUGGAUGGCGAGAUCUUUGCGGCGCACAAGUUUAUCAUCUUCAAUCGGGCAGCCGGACUGCGCGAACUAGUGCGCCUUUAUCUAGACAAAGAUAUCUAUCUGAAUUUUGAGAAUUUGACGGGAAAAAUGUUUGAGCUGGUCCUCAAGCACAUCUACACCAACUACUGGCCCACAGAGGAUGAUAUCGAUUGCAUGCAGCAAAGUCUCGGUCCCAAGAAUCCCCAGAAGCGUAGUCGCGUCUGCGAAAUGUUUCACACACACCUGCAAAAGUUUCAGCUGCACGAUCUGGCCAAAUAUGUGCAAAACUAUAUCACCGAACAACAGUUGCCACUGCCUGGAAGACAACGAUUUAAUCGACUGCAUCGCUCGGACUAUCCUGAACUCUGCGAUGUGCGCAUCGUUUGCGAGGAUGGUGAAGUGCUGGAGGCGCACAAAUGCAUUUUGGUGGCGCGUCUCGAAUACUUUGAGAUGAUGUUCAUGCACUCCUGGGCCGAGCGCACCACCGUCACUUUUGACGGAGUGCCAGCUGAGUAUAUGGAGCCAGUGCUCGAUUAUCUGUAUAGCCUGGACACGGAGGCAUUUUGCAAACAAAACUAUACGGAAACGUUCCUGUACAAUAUGAUUACGCUAUGCGAUCAAUAUUUUAUUGAGUCGCUGCAGAACGUAUGUGAAUCCUUAAUACUGGACAAGAUUAGCAUACGCAAAUGCGGCGAGAUGCUCGACUUUGCUGUCAUGUACAACUGCAAGCUGUUGCAGCAGGGCUGCCUGGAUUUCAUUUGCCAGAAUCUGGCGCGUGUGCUCAGCUAUCGCAGCAUCGAGCAGUGUGAAGCGGGCACCUUAAAGCACCUUAAUGAGCAUUAUAGAAAGAUGUUUCAAUCGGUGUUUGAUUACCGACAGAUAACGCCCUUCUCCGAGGCCAUUGAGGAUGAGCUCUUGUUCAGCUUUGUCGACGGCUGCGAAGUCGAUUUGGAUUAUCGCAUGGGCGCGGAUGCCAAGCUAAAGGAGGCUGCCAAGCACAAGCAAAAGGAGCUGCACAAUAAGCAGGAUGCACGGCAUUAUGAGCAGCAGGCAAUAUCGAGCAUGAUGCGUUCGAUAAGCAUUAGCGAACCAUCAGUUGAUCCGGCAACUGCUGCUCAGGGCAGUUCGCCAAAUGAGGCUAAGAACUGGUCGCGAGUCGUCGAUAAAAAGGAGCAGAAGCGCAAGCUAGCCGAGACGGCAUUAAAAGUUAACAAUGUGCUCAAACAGGAGGAGCAGCCAUCCCCAGAGCUAAACGUGCUGUCGCCACGCUCUUUUACAGAGCGUACUCCCAUUAAGGAGACAACGCCACCACUGCCACCAACCAGUCCCACCGAGUGCAGCACACCACUAAGCAAAAGCUACAAUUUAGAUUUAAGCAAUCUUGUGCCACAGUCACAGAAGCUCUCGCAGAAGCAGCGCAAACGUCUCUCCUCCGAGUCGCAUAGUUGGCGCGCCAAUAACUCCGCACCCUUGGAGUUGAACAGCACGCCCCUGGUAGUGCCCAAUGCUUGGGGCGUGACAGCCCACAGUUCGCCCACAACAUAUGCGGAGCCUUUUAGCUCACCGCCUGCCACCGGCAGCAUCUCGGACCCCACCUCUUUUGCCAAUAUGAUGCGUGGACAAACGCAGGCACAGGCGACGACAGCCAUUAGCGCCGAUCAGGCCAACAGUUUCUCCAAGAUCCUGGCCGAUGAGCGGCGUCAACGCGAGUCCUACGAGCGAAUGCGCAACAAGUCGCUGGUGCACACCCAAAUCGAGGAGACGGCCAUUGCGGAGCUGCGCGAAUUCUACAACGUGGACAACAUUGACGACGAGACAGUCACCAUUGAGCGCAAGUCGAGGCCAAGCAAUAUGAACUUUAGCACCUGGUUAAAGCAUUGAGAUUACGUGAAACCAAUUCUUGCUAUUACAUUUAUUUAUGUCCGUCUGUCUCUGUGUGUGUGUGUGUGUGUGUGUAUGUGUGUUUCUGUGUGUGAGAGUGUGUUAGCGUUUGUAACUUAUGUCAAUAUCAAAAUAAGGACGUGACGUAGCCAGGCGCUUAGAAAUCGCAUCAGAUGUAAAACUCGGAGCCACCUGCAAAGGUGCAUUAAGAAUUCAAAAUUCAUGACUGGAAAUAAAUAAUAAUAUUGAUUGGACGGCACAUAAGCGAGAACAUAACAUCAGCAUCCUGUUCUUUGCAGAGGCUAACAGUAAUAAUAAUAAUAAGUCGGACUUGCCCGUUCAAGAUGCCUAUAUCAAAAAAAUAUGCUGCUAUAUGAAAAACUGUUUCUGAAAUAAUCUUGAUCAAAUUCACAGAGGCUUGACAAAAUCGGACUACUUUAUCAUUUAGCUGUUUUAUAACCGAUCGAUUAAAAUUCGAGUUUUGCAUGAAGAAAACAUAUAUCAAGAUAUCUUAAUAUUGGUUGGUAAAAGGUCUACUUUGGUCGACUUUAUAUUUUACAGCUGCCAUAGGAUUAAGUUAAAAGUUUUUAGAUUUAUGUCUGCAAGAACAUUUAGAAUAAAACACACUAGUUUUUUCUAUGCUAAACCUUAGAAAGCAUUCAGUUGUCUUUACCCACAUCACAUCACAUGAGGCACAUUAAUAGCCAGUUGUACGAAACCAGAACCACAGAUAUAGUAACAAUUUUUAUUAUAAUGCAUAUACGUAUUGAUAUUUACAAGCUUGGCGACACACGCAUAGCAGAUGAGGCAACAAAACACAUGACGAAUAAAUAGAAAUCGAAAACUUAAUUAAAUAAAAGAAACCCAAAACCUAUUUGAUUGACAUGAAUGA
Drosophila grimshawi is the source of this 4630-nucleotide messenger RNA. RefSeq names its product inhibitor of Bruton tyrosine kinase. Gene Ontology annotation, molecular function: protein binding. Bases 145 to 3738 code for a protein of 1197 amino acids. The record is from RefSeq and is a predicted model, not a curated record. NCBI's taxonomy places the organism in Eukaryota, Metazoa, Arthropoda, Insecta, Diptera, Drosophilidae. The transcript has 8 exons.